AGCGGGGGCAGUCGUGCGACCGCAGCGAACAUGGAGGUUCAGUAAACGACUGGUAUUCGUAGCUGACGGAGCUUCGUUGUGAGGCGCGAUUUUAGCUGAUUGUUUCGGGAGGUUUUUGUUUGUGUGACGUGUGUUCGAAAUGGAGAUGAAAAAAAGAAUUAGUCUGGAGCUCAGGAACCGGAACCCGACGGAGGUGGCAGAGCUUGUAGUGGACAACUGUCGCUCUAGCGAUGGAGACGUGGAGGGACUGACAGAGGAGUACUCAGAGCUGGAGAUUCUCAGUAUGGUCAAUGUUGGACUGACGUCUCUGUCCAAACUUCCCUCUCUGCCUAAAUUGCGUAAGUUGGAGGUCAGUGACAACACCAUCUCAGCAGGUUUGGACAUGUUACCAGAAAAAUGUCCAAACUUGUCCUACCUGAAUCUGAGCGGAAACAAGAUCAAGGAGCUGAGCAGCGUCAAACCUCUGCAAAGCCUCAAGAACCUGAAGAGUCUGGACCUGUACAGCUGUGAGGUGACCACGCUGGACGACUACAGGGACGCUGUCUUCGAGCUCCUGCCUCAGCUCACCUACCUGGACGGAUUUGAUCAGGAGGACAACGAGGUCCCUGACUCUGAAGCUGAAAACGACGAGGACGAUGAAGCAGGUCCACCUGGAGACGACGAGGAUGAUGAUGACGACGACGAGGAUGAAGGUUCUGAAGAGGAUGAGGAAGAGGAGGAGGUGGGAUUGUCAUAUUUGAUGAAGGAGGGAAUCCAGGAUGAAGACGACGAUGGAGACUAUGUGGAAGAGGAGGAAGAAGAUGAAGAUGAAGAUGGAGAUGAUGAUGCAACAGCAGCCACAGCUCAGGGAGAAAAGAGGAAAAGAGACGCAGAUGAUGAAGGUGAAGACGACGAUGACGAAUAGGCCAGCCCCCCGCCCUCCUCGCUCCUCUGACUCCACCCACCCUCGGCUGUGACCAGGAAACACAGCGAGCUCAGGUCCACCAUCAGUUCAUCACACCACAGAGGACGGGGUCUUUAACCAGUGACAUGUUUGCUCUAACUUUUUGGUGUGUGAAUCUGAGUGAGAGAAAAGCCCUGUAAAAGCUACUGCUGACAAAAUUUAACUGUUAGCUAACAAAACCUAAAUAUUUGUCACAGUGUUUGCCAACAAAUAGACAGAAGCCCAAGGUGUUUGCUGAACAUAAGGGUAGAAAUAGCAGGGAAUUGGCUCAAAAGAAAUUAAAUAGUUUUGGUGAAAAUCCUCAAAGUUUUUGAAUACUAUUGCUCACAGUUGACCAAAAAAAUACUUACCCCUAACGGUAACAAAAACCAUGGCAUGAACAUGAUUUAAAGUGAGCCAAGAUUUUAACUUGAAAUUGAAUGUCUAGCUCACGAUCACUACAGUCCCUUCUCUUCUCAACUGUUUCUUAGUAAAGAAGCAGGGAAUUCUGGGACUUCUGACUGUUACUGGUCCUGCCCCAAACUUCAGCCAGUGGCUCCUCCCACUCCCUCUGUAAAUAGAUGUUUUUUUGUUUGUUUCUAGUGGUAAAGCCUUUUUAUUUUUUUUAUUUGUGAUUUGUGUUUUUGAAUAAAACAAAAUUGUAAACAUCAA
Molecule: messenger RNA, 1594 nt
Organism: Cynoglossus semilaevis (tongue sole)
Lineage: Eukaryota; Metazoa; Chordata; Actinopteri; Pleuronectiformes; Cynoglossidae
Product: acidic leucine-rich nuclear phosphoprotein 32 family member E-like
Exons: 7
Coding region: 140-904 (254 amino acids)
Biological process (GO): regulation of apoptotic process
Cellular component (GO): nucleus
Molecular function (GO): phosphatase inhibitor activity; histone binding
Source: RefSeq, a predicted model, not a curated record